This is a messenger RNA of Arachis ipaensis, 3453 nucleotides long. RefSeq names its product DEA(D/H)-box RNA helicase family protein (gene ABO6). The record is from RefSeq and is a predicted model, not a curated record. Gene Ontology annotation, cellular component: nucleus; intracellular anatomical structure. Gene Ontology annotation, molecular function: helicase activity; RNA binding; ATP binding. Lineage: Eukaryota; Viridiplantae; Streptophyta; Magnoliopsida; Fabales; Fabaceae.
CGUAUUGACAGCUCUAAAUUUAUUACUUACUCCCACGGAGCAAUCCACCUUAUUCAGCUGAAACACUCAAACGGCGGUUGAAGGUAAAGCCGCAUCGACAUGCCUGAACCUCAACAAUGCAUACUUUUCUCAUAGCACGUCUGAGGUGCCUCCAUCUUCCCAAAAAUCACCUUUCUGUUCCUUACACUUUCAAACUCAGAUUCCAACGUUUCAUUUCAACGCGCCUCUUCUCUCGUUAUGCAUUCGAGCAGUUCUCCGACGAUGAAUAUGACUGCGAUUUCGAGAACCACCACGCAUCGUCCACAGUGGUCAACGUGGAUGAAUGGAAAUGGAAACUCAGCAUGCUGUUACGCAGCGAAAAGGACCAGGAGAUUGUAUCUAGAGACAGAAAAGACAGGAGAGACUAUGAACAGAUAGCUAAUCUUGCCAAACGAAUGGGACUUUACAGUGAGUUGUUUGGGAAAGUGGUUGUUGCAAGCAAGGUGCCUCUUCCUAACUACCGACCAGAUUUGGAUGACAAACGUCCACAAAGGGAGGUGGUGGUUCCACUAAGCUUGCAAAGAAGGGUUGAGGGUUUGUUGCAGGAGCACCUUGAUAGACUUCAUUUGAAUUCUGAAAAGGCAAUUGGCAAGGGGGAUUAUGUUACACCCCCUGGUCAGGAUAAAGAUAUAGAUUUGGAUGAAAAUGCUGAUUCAUUUGUGGAUGGAUCUGUUAUGGAAAAGGUUCUCCAGAAGAGGAGUUUAAGGAUGCGUAAUAUGCAAAGAUCUUGGCAGGACUCACCUGAAGGAAAGAGGAUGCUGGAAUUCCGGAAGUCUCUUCCAGCAUUCAAAGAGAAGGAAGGUUUACUUCAAGCUAUAGCUCGGAAUCAGGUGAUAGUAAUAUCUGGAGAGACUGGCUGUGGUAAAACUACUCAAAUUCCUCAGUAUGUAUUAGAGUCAGAGAUAGAGUCUGGCCGUGGAGCAUUUUGCAGCAUUAUUUGCACACAACCUCGAAGGAUAUCUGCCAUGGCUGUAUCUGAGAGAGUGUCAUCUGAGAGAGGCGAGCCUCUCGGUGAAACAGUUGGUUUCAAAGUUCGAUUAGAAGGAAUGAAAGGAAAAAACACCCAUUUGCUCUUUUGUACCAGUGGUAUAUUACUUCGAAGGCUGCUGAGUGAUCGAAACCUGAACGGUAUAACACAUGUUUUUGUUGAUGAAAUUCAUGAGCGAGGCAUGAAUGAAGACUUCUUACUGAUUGUGUUGAAGGAUCUUCUUCCACGUCGUCCAGAUUUAAGAUUGGUUCUAAUGAGUGCUACCUUGAAUGCUGAGCUUUUUUCUAAUUAUUUUGGAAGUGCACCAACGUUUCAUAUUCCGGGCUUCACCUAUCCUGUGAGAGCUCACUUCUUAGAAGAUGUUUUGGAAAUGACUGGGUAUAAGUUGAAUUCUUUCAACCAAAUCGAUGAUUAUGGUCAGGAGAAAAUGUGGAAAACACAAAAGCAGCUAGCACCGCGAAAAAGGAAAAAUCAGAUCACUGCCCUUGUUGAGGACGCACUUUCUAAAUCGAGUUUUGAGAGCUACAGUUCCAGGGCACGUGAUUCACUAGCAGCGUGGGCACCUGAUUGCAUUGGAUUUAAUCUUAUUGAGGCCGUUCUGUGCCAUAUUUGUCGUAAGGAGCGACCGGGUGGUGUUUUAGUGUUUAUGACUGGAUGGGAGGAUAUAAGCUGUUUAAGAGAUCAGCUUAAAGCACAUCCUCUCUUAGGAGAUCCGAAUAGGAUUCUGCUUCUAACAUGUCAUGGUUCAAUGGCAACUUCCGAACAGAAAAUCAUAUUUGAGAGACCACCUCCUAAUGUAAGGAAAGUAAUACUUGCCACAAAUAUGGCUGAAGCAAGUAUUACAAUCAAUGACGUAGUAUUUGUAAUUGACUGUGGAAAAGCAAAAGAGACCACAUAUGAUGCUUUGAAUAACACCCCAUGUCUACUACCUUCUUGGAUUUCACAAGCAUCUGCUCGUCAGAGAAGGGGUAGGGCUGGUCGUGUGCAGCCAGGAGAGUGCUAUCACCUUUACCCUAGAUGUGUUUAUGAAGCUUUUUCUGAAUAUCAACUUCCUGAGCUGCUCAGAACACCCUUAAAUUCGCUUUGUUUACAAAUAAAAAGUUUGCAGGUUGAGAGCAUAGGGGAGUUCUUGUCGGCAGCUUUGCAGGCACCAGAGCCACGGGCUGUCCAAAAUGCUAUUGAUUUUCUCAAGAUGAUUGGAGCAUUAGACGAAAAAGAAAGUCUUACCCACCUCGGGAAGUUUCUCUCUAUGCUUCCAGUAGAUCCCAAGCUAGGGAAAAUGUUAAUAAUGGGAGCUAUAUUUCGUUGCUUUGAUCCUGUUCUUACGAUAGUUGCUGGCCUUAGUGUCAGGGACCCAUUCCUUUUGCCCCAAGACAAGAGAGAUUUAGCCGGAACAGCAAAGUCUAGGUUUUCUGCUAAGGAUUAUAGCGAUCAUAUGGCUCUUGUUCGAGCAUAUGAAGGAUGGAAAGAUGCAGAAAGAGAAGGGUCUGCUUAUGAAUACUGCUGGAGAAAUUUCCUCUCUGCCCAAACCCUUCAGGCUAUCCAUUCACUUAGGAAGCAGUUUAACUUCAUUUUGAAAGAAGCUGGCUUGGUAGACACAGAUGCUAGCCUCAACAACAAAUUGAGUCACAAUCAAGCUCUUGUGCGUGCAGUCAUUUGUUCUGGACUCUUUCCUGGGAUAGCAUCAGUAGUGCAUAGGGAGACAUCCAUGUCAUUUAAAACAAUGGACGAUGGCCAGGUUUUAUUAUACGCAAAUUCAGUGAAUGCACGUUACCAGACCAUUCCUUACCCAUGGCUGGUUUUUGGUGAAAAGGUGAAGGUCAAUGCUGUCUUCAUCCGUGACUCCACCGGUGUAUCUGACUCAAUACUCAUCCUCUUUGGUGGCGCUCUAAGUAAUGGGAUACAGGCUGGGCAUCUGAAAAUGUUGGAUGGGUAUGUCGACUUCUUCAUGGAUCCUAAUUUAUCUGAUUGCUAUUUGAAGAUGAAGGAAGAGCUUAAUAAGCUUAUCCAAAAGAAGCUUGAUGAUCCUAGCAUUGACAUUCACAAGGAAGGAAAGUAUUUAAUGCUUGCAGUUCAGGAACUGGUUACAGGGGAUCAAUGUGAAGGAAGAUUUGUAUUUGGCCGUGAAAGCAGGAAGCCCAAGCCCUCUAGCGACGAGAAUAGAUUUACAAAAGAUGGUACGAACCCCAAGAGCUUGUUGCAAACACUGUUGAUGCGAGCGGGUCACUCGCCACCUACAUACAAAACAAAACAUUUAAAGACAAAUGAAUUUAGAGCAUUGGUGGAGUUUAAAGGCAUGCAAUUUGUUGGCAAACCAAAGAGAAACAAGCAGCUUGCAGAAAGAGAUGCUGCUAUAGAGGCAUUGGCUUGGCUGACUCACACCUCUGACAAUUAUCAACAAGAAGAUGAUAACUCUCCUCCUGAUG